Psammomys obesus (fat sand rat) is the source of this 2466-nucleotide messenger RNA. It is a transcript of the gene Il27ra, whose product is annotated as interleukin 27 receptor subunit alpha. Gene Ontology annotation, molecular function: interleukin-23 binding; interleukin-27 receptor activity; interleukin-12 receptor binding. Bases 187 to 2196 code for a protein of 669 amino acids. The record is from RefSeq and is a predicted model, not a curated record. Gene Ontology annotation, cellular component: interleukin-23 receptor complex; external side of plasma membrane; interleukin-12 receptor complex. The transcript has 13 exons. Lineage: Eukaryota; Metazoa; Chordata; Mammalia; Rodentia; Muridae. Gene Ontology annotation, biological process: positive regulation of activated T cell proliferation; cytokine-mediated signaling pathway.
UUCCCGCAGGCUGCAAGCCCAGGCCUGGCGUUGUCGUUUGUCCUUGGGAGACAUGAGCGGGCUCCAGGUUGUGCGCCUCACGCCGUUGGAGCUGCUGCCGCCGCUGCUGCUGCUGCUGCCGCCGCUGCUCGGAACGCAGCCCCACGGUGAGCGGCUCUUAAGUGGCCGGCUCGGGGUCACAGUUGUAUGGCGGAGGGGACUGUGCGACAACAGGAUGUAGCAGGACCGAGAGGGGCCUGUAAUCCGUCUGCGCCGUCCCAGCACCUGCCAGGCCCUGGGCUCCAGGACUGCACCCUCGCGGUACCGGAGGAUGGACACUUUCGCAGUCCGGCACGGUCAGGUCCCGAGAAUUUGACCACGGUUCUCCCGGCCCUCUGCGCCCCUGCAGGCAGUCCCGGCGCACUGCAGUGCUUCAGAGUCGGUCCCUUGGGAAUCCUGAACUGUUCCUGGGAACCUCUGGGCGACUUGGAGAUUCCGCCUGUGCUGUAUCAUCAGAGUCAAAAAUACCAUUUCAACAGAACCCAGGAGGUGAAGGUGCCUUCCAGGCAGAGCUGGGUGACCAUUCCCCGGGAACAGUUCACCAUGGCUGACCAGCUCCUCAUCUGGGGGACACUAGAAGGACGACCUCUCUGGUCCCCUGUCUUUGUGAACCUGGAGACACAAAUGAAGCCUGACACCCCUCAGCUCUUCCCUGACGUGGACUUUUCUGAGGAAACGCCCCUGGAAGCCACUGUGCACUGGGCACCACCCCUGUGGCCACCUCAGACGGUUCUCAUCUGUCAGUUCAAAUACAAAAACUGCCAGGGUAAAGAGUGGGCCCAGCUGGAGCCACAACUGAGGACAGACCUGAUGACUCCUGUUGAGAUGCAGGACCUGGAACCUGGCACCAGCUACCAGGUGUCUGGACGCUGCCGAGUGGAGCACGGAUAUCCUUGGGGCGAGUGGAGCCGGGACCUGUCUUUCCAGACGCCACUCUCGGAUGUGUGGGUGUCGGGGAACGUCUGUGAAACAUCUGGCAAGCGGGCAGCUCUGCUUCUGUGGAAGGACCCAAAGACCUGUGUGCAGGUGACUUACAGAGUCUGGUGUGGGGCUGGAGGUGUUACUAGGACACAAGAAGAGGUCCCGUGUUGCAAGUUCCCCGUCCCUGCACAGACGGAGUGGGCAGCGGUGUCCAGUGGCAACAGCAGCAGCCAGGCGCCUCUCACCAACCUGUCUUUGGUGUGCUUGGCUCCAGAAUCUGGCCCCUGUGAUGUAGUGGUCAGCAGAACUGCUGGGAGCCCAGGCCUAACAGUGACCUGGAAGCAAGGGACCAGGAAACCGUGGGAGUAUGUGGUGGACUGGGCUCCGGAUGGUGACAGCCUGGACAAGCUCAACUGGGUCCAUCUCCCCUCGGAAAACCUCAGCACUUUGUUACUAGGAGAUUUCAAACGUGGGGUCCCCUAUCGAAUUACGGUGACUGCAGUCUACUCCAGGGGCCUAGCUGCUGCGCCCCCAGUUUGGGGGUUCCUAGAGGAAUUAGCACCCCUUGCUGGGCCAGCAGUUUGGCGACUCCAAGAUGACCCCCCAGGAACACCUACUGUAGCAUGGGGAGCGGUCCCCAGCCACCAGCUCCGGGGCUGGGCUACUCACUACACCCUGUGCAUACAGAGCACAGCCACAGCCUGCAGGAAUGUGAGCAGCAAUAUCCAGACUGUCACCCUGCCCAACCUACACUCGGGUUCCUUCAAGCUGUGGGUGAUGGUGUCCACCACUGGAGGACAGGGCCCACCUGGUCCUAGCCUUUGGCUUCAUCUACCAGAUAACGGGAUCAGGUGGAAAACUCUGCCCUGGGUCCUCUCCCUGGGGGGCUUGCUCCUGAUCAUCUGUGGCCUGAGCCUGGCCAUUACCAGCAACGUGUUUGCCACCGGCUUCCUGCUGGCCAGGUGCUUCCACCGUGGACACAAGCUGCUUCCUCGAUGGCUCUGGGAGAGGGUUCCUGACCCUGCCAACAGCAAUUCUGGGCAACCUUACAUAAAGGAGGUGAGCCUACCCCAGCCACCCAAGGAUGGGCCUAUCCUGCAAGUGGAGGAGAUGGAGCUACCGCCCGUGACAGAGUCCCCUAAAGCCUCUGCCCCACUUUACUCCGGGUAUGAGAAACACUUUCUGCCCACACCAGAGGAGCUGGGCCUUCUGAGGCCUCCAGCCCAUGGGUUCUAGCCUGUUCUGCUUCAGGCUGGGAGUUGUGUCGCCAUCUUGGAUUAGACUUUUUUAUUUUUUUAGCUUUUUGAGACAGGAUCUCAUCAGGGCUGAAACUCAAUAUAUAAACCAGGCUGGCCUGGAACUCACAGAAAGCCACCUGCCUUUGCCUCCCAAGGACUGAAAUUACGAGGGUGUGCCACCAUGCCCAAACAAUUUUUCUUUUUAAAGCCUCUGUAUCUUUGACAUCUUUUUGUGACUGCAGAAGAAUUAAUGCUCUCAUUGGCCCAA